AUGACUGUGAUCUGCGUCCUCAUCUGGACUCUCCUCUGCUGCUGCUUCACAGGUAAAGUCCAGAGAAUCCAACUCCUCUCCUCCAUGAACAUCCGUCCCUCUGAAAUGAAGCCCACAAAACCAUGACGCUGCUUUCUGUCUUUGUCUCUGUGUCCUCAGAGUCCAGAGGACAGGUCACAGUGACUCAGCCUGCAGCUGUGACCUCUGCUCCAGGAGGAACCGUCACCAUCUCAUGUAGGACCAGUCAGAAUGUGCAUGUUUAUAGCAGCUAUCACCUUUUAUCCUGGUACCAACAGAGGGAUGGAGAAACUCCUAAACUGCUCAUUUAUGGUGCGAAUAGUCGACUAUCAGGGACAUCGAGUCGUUUUUCAGGCAGUGGAUCAGGAUCUAGUUUCACUCUGACCAUCAGUGGAGUCCAGACUGAAGAUGCAGCAGUUUAUUACUGUCAGAGUGAACACUACAUCAAUAGUCAGCAUGUGUUCACACAGUGA
Messenger RNA from Xyrichtys novacula (pearly razorfish), 491 nucleotides. The record is from the annotation of a GenBank genome assembly. Lineage: Eukaryota; Metazoa; Chordata; Actinopteri; Labriformes; Labridae.